CUCUGAGGUUCGUCUCCUGGGGAGGGACGACUUCAACGCCUCCUGCGCUAAAGAAAUGGCUCUGCUGGCUCUGAUGGAGAAGACAGGAUACAGCAUGGUGCAGGAGAACGGACAGAGGAAGUACGGAGGACCGCCACCAGGUUGGGAAGGCCAGCCUCCUCCUCGGGGCUGUGAGGUUUUCGUGGGGAAGAUUCCCAGAGACAUGUAUGAGGACCACCUGGUCCCUCUGUUCGAGCGAGCCGGCAAGAUCUACGAGUUCAGGCUGAUGAUGGAGUUCAGCGGGGAGAACCGCGGCUACGCCUUCGUCAUGUACACCAACAGAGAAGCGGCCCAGCGGUCCAUCCAGAUGCUGGACAACUACGAGGUCCGGCCGGGGAAGUUCAUCGGCGUCUGCGUCAGUCUGGACAACUGCCGGCUCUUCAUCGGAUCCAUUCCCAAAGACAAGAAGAAGGACGAGAUCAUAGAGGAGAUGAAGAAGGUGACCGACGGUGUGACGGAUGUGAUUGUGUAUCCGAGCUCCACCGACAAGAGCCGGAAUCGAGGCUUCGCCUUCGUCGAGUACGAAUCCCACAAAGCUGCAGCCAUGGCCAGGAGGAAGCUCAUACCUGGAACCUUCCAGCUGUGGGGUCACUCCAUCCAGGUGGACUGGGCUGAACCAGAGAAGGACGUGGACGAGGAGGUGAUGCAGCGAGUCCGAGUGCUUUAUGUUCGUAACCUGAUGCUGGACACCACGGAGGAGACUCUGCGUCAGGAGUUCUCCCACUUCAAGCCGGGUUCCGUGGAGCGGGUCAAGAAGCUCACCGACUACGCCUUCAUCCACUACCGUUGCCGCAGCGACGCCGUCACCGCGCUCAGCGUCAUGAACGGCGCCCAGAUCGACGGCGCCACCGUGGAGGUGAUGCUGGCCAAGCCGGUCGGCCCCAAGGACGGAGGCGUGGCCGUGAGGAGGUUCAGCAGCAGGAGGCACCUGGGGGGAGGAGGGCCAGGAAACGGCAUGUUCCUGCUGGACGGAGGAACCGCAGACACAGGUUCUCCUCUGAGGCCCGUCGGACCCCCGCCUCGCCUGGACAGCCCCUUCUGCUCCACAGGUCAGCUUCAGGAGUUAGUCAAAGACCUGGACAGGUGUGUGUUCCCCCUGAUGCCCGGGACUCCCCUCUCUCCCGCCACCCUGCUGUCACUCAAACAGAGUCAGAUCGGUUCUGCCGUCAGCCUGCUGGAGUUCUACUGCCGCAAAAACUACUGGUCCCCGCCCGAGUACCACCUGUACGCCACACCUGGACCGAACGAGAAGCUGCUGCUGGUCUACAAGGUGGUGAUGCCGUCCACACGGAGCACCUACAUGCCCGACAAGCUGUGUGUGCUGCUGGACGAUGCCAAAGAGCUGGCUGCUCAGACCACGCUGUGGAACCUGGACUCGUCCUUCCUGAGUGCAGCUUCCUGUGAAUCUCCCAGCAGCCCUUCCUCUCCUCUGGUCAUGUCUCCACCGCCUGUCUCCAGGCCAGGAGUUCUGACCUGUGGAGGAAGAGCCUUCUCCUCCUGCCUCCCUGCUCCUCCUCCUCCUCCUCCGUCUCCGUUCCCCAUCCCUUCGUUGCCCACCUCCUCCCAGACCCAGAGGCUCUACAUCAGCCCAACGUCUCCCUUCUACUGA
Messenger RNA from Acanthochromis polyacanthus (spiny chromis), 1648 nucleotides. It is a transcript of the gene rbm46, whose product is annotated as RNA binding motif protein 46. The transcript has 9 exons. Bases 56 to 1648 code for a protein of 530 amino acids. The record is from RefSeq and is a predicted model, not a curated record. Gene Ontology annotation, molecular function: mRNA binding. Gene Ontology annotation, cellular component: nucleus. Lineage: Eukaryota; Metazoa; Chordata; Actinopteri; Pomacentridae.